AUGAGACAGCCCGGACUCCCGCUGCCAGAAAAGGAACAGGCGGCCGGCUCAGGGGCUCUUCUGAGCCCAGUGGGCCUGACUCAGUGGCGCCAGGGCAGCUCCCGGGUGUUUCUGAAGGGCUACACAGGGAAGAGCUUGGAAAAGGAACAGGCGGCCGGCUCAGGGGCUCUUCUGAGCCCAGUGGGCCUGACUCAGUGGCGCCAGGGCAGCUCCCGGGUGUUUCUGAAGGGCUACACAGGGAAGAGCUUGGGUGCGAAUACUCCAGAAAAGCAGCCACUCGUAUGGCCCGCCUGGGUCUACUGCACUCGCUACUCGGAUCGUCCAUCCUCUGGUGAUCGCCCCGGAAGCGCGGGGCGCGAUCGGUCUCGGCGCUUCAAUUCUCACGGCUCGGCGUUCACCGCGGAGCAGCUGCAGAGACUCAAGGCGGAGUUCCAGGCGAACCGCUACAUCACCGAGCAGCGGUGGCAGACCCUGGCCCAGGAGCUCAGCCUCAACGAGUCCCAGAUCAAGAUCUGGUUCCAGAACAAGCGCGCCAAGAUCAAGAAAGCCACAGGCAUUAAGAACGGGCUGGCCCUGCACCUCAUGGCCCAAGGACUGUACAACCACUCCACCACCACGGUCCAGGACAAAGACGAGAGCGAGUAGCUGCCGCGGGCCGGGCCAAGCGGUCCGGCCGCAGCGCCCGCGCCCCCUCCUGGCACCGUCCCCACGUCCUCGCCGGCCCCACACCGGGGAGAAAUAAUCAGCGCGAACGGAGGAAGGGAGCAACAGGGAAAAAAAGAGGAAGAAAGAGAUCCUCAGAAUGGACAGUUACGUUUAAACAAAAUGCUUUUGAAAGGGGAGACUCGGACAGGUGCUAUCGAAAAAUAAGAUCUAUUCUCUAUUCACAGUAUAAGGGACGAAACUGCGAACUCCUUAAAGCUCUAUCUAGCCAAACCGCUUACGACUUUGUAUAUAUUUAAUUUCAGGUAAGGAAAACAAAUAUGUGUAGCGAACUCUAUUUGCUGGACAUUUUUAUUAAUCUCCUUUAUUAUUAUUGUUAUAAUUAUUAUAAUUAUUAUAAUUAUUUUAUCGCCCCUCCAACUCUCUACCCCAGCCCAGUUUCGUUUUCGUUGCCUUUUUCUUUUGAAUGUUAACUGCUUCUCCGGUGCCUCCCGCCCCGCAUCGCUGGCCCUUGUUUCUCUGGGAUUUUUCUUUGUGUGCGUGAUAGUGUGUUUCCUCGCGUGUCUGCCCAUCGCCUCUCCCCCACCUCCUGAGACCCUUCUGUCGAUCUGUCUGUCCCGUACCCCUUUCGUUUUCCGGAGACUUGUUGAGAAAUACGACCCCACAGACUGCGAGACUGAA
Tupaia belangeri chinensis (Chinese tree shrew) is the source of this 1344-nucleotide messenger RNA. RefSeq names its product engrailed homeobox 1 (gene EN1). Gene Ontology annotation, biological process: regulation of transcription by RNA polymerase II; multicellular organism development; neuron differentiation. Gene Ontology annotation, molecular function: DNA-binding transcription factor activity, RNA polymerase II-specific; RNA polymerase II cis-regulatory region sequence-specific DNA binding. The transcript has 4 exons. The record is from RefSeq and is a predicted model, not a curated record. The coding region runs from base 1 to 645 and encodes 214 amino acids. Gene Ontology annotation, cellular component: nucleus. Lineage: Eukaryota; Metazoa; Chordata; Mammalia; Scandentia; Tupaiidae.